Xiphias gladius (swordfish) is the source of this 1103-nucleotide messenger RNA. It is a transcript of the gene atp6v1g1, whose product is annotated as ATPase H+ transporting V1 subunit G1. Gene Ontology annotation, molecular function: proton-transporting ATPase activity, rotational mechanism. The record is from RefSeq and is a predicted model, not a curated record. Lineage: Eukaryota; Metazoa; Chordata; Actinopteri; Istiophoriformes; Xiphiidae. Gene Ontology annotation, biological process: proton transmembrane transport. The coding region runs from base 123 to 479 and encodes 118 amino acids. The transcript is spliced from 3 exons. Gene Ontology annotation, cellular component: vacuolar proton-transporting V-type ATPase complex.
ACGUGACAUCAGCUGACUGCUGUCACAGGAAAAGUCGGAUCCUCCGUCGACCUUCGUUUCGUUGAAUUUCUCCGGUUUGUGCUCCGUUUCAGCGCCGCCGUCCGCAGCUUCCGUCACCCAGCAUGGCGAGUCAGUCGCAGGGCAUCCAGCAGCUGCUGCAGGCCGAGAAGAGAGCGGCCGAGAAGGUGGCAGAAGCCCGCAAACGUAAGAACCGUCGUCUGAAGCAGGCGAAGGAAGAGGCUCAGGCCGAGAUCGAACAGUAUCGACUGCAGAGAGAGAAGGAGUUCAAGACCAAAGAGGCCGCCGCCCUCGGUUCCCAUGGUAACAGCGCGGUGGAGGUGGACCGUGACACGGCAGAGCGAAUGGGUCGUAUCCAGGCCAGUUACCGUGGUAAUCGGGAGACGGUGCUGGGCGAUCUUCUGCGACACGUCUGCGACAUCCAGCCGGAGUUUCACGCUAACUACCGCGUGGCCGGCUGAGGGGCCGGGGCCACGAGUCAGAGUCGAGACCAGAGGGCCGGGGCAAACAGAAGAGACAUGGAUGUUAGCAACAUUACCUUUGUUAGCUUUGAUCAGAGCCGAAACCUUUUUAGUUUAGUGUGUUUUAGUUUUUGAUUGAAACAAACAAAAUUCUCCUAAACACGGGCAAAAUAUCAGAAAAGGUGAGAAGUUCAUCGUGUUUCCUGCUCCGUACGAAGACGAAAACGUAAAUAAAUGUUGGUGUUACUGUGUUGAUGUUUACGAAAUAUUUAUAUAUAUCACAGUUAAUUUUUUUGCUUGUUUUUGUUAAGUCUUGAAAUCUUUCCUAACCUAACAAAAUAAAAGUCUUUCUUCACUGUAUCUUUGGUUGAUUCUCUCACCUGACAAUCAGGUCUCAGUUUAAAUGGAAAUAAAACUAAAUGAUUUCAGAUUGGAUGAUGCUGAUUGGCUAUUUUUCUCUGAAUUCAUUCUUCUGCUCUCUAACCUGAUUGGCUGGAGGAAGGCUUUUAUUGUGAAACUGUUUUUUUUGUUCGUUUCCUGUGUGACCAAGUGACUUCCUGUUGACGUUUGUGAAGUGAUGAUGAAAAAAAAAUAUAUAUUAAACUGAAUGUUGAUUGGCUGAAA